Messenger RNA from Danio aesculapii, 2363 nucleotides. It is a transcript of the gene nr0b2a, whose product is annotated as nuclear receptor subfamily 0, group B, member 2a. Gene Ontology annotation, molecular function: transcription corepressor activity; transcription factor binding. Gene Ontology annotation, cellular component: nucleus; cytoplasm. Bases 39 to 785 code for a protein of 248 amino acids. The transcript is spliced from 3 exons. NCBI's taxonomy places the organism in Eukaryota, Metazoa, Chordata, Actinopteri, Cypriniformes, Danionidae. The record is from RefSeq and is a predicted model, not a curated record. Gene Ontology annotation, biological process: negative regulation of transcription by RNA polymerase II; circadian rhythm.
GCUGGAGAAACACACACACACACACCUUCAUCAUCAUCAUGGACUGCGGAUGUGAUUGUGCAGAUUUUGCGCAGCCGAAUGCCAUCCUGUUUAAUAUUCUCAGCCGUGGAGAGUUCAACUAUAAGCGUGUUCCUCAAUCUUGUCACUGUGAGAAGCGCAGACGAGUGUGUUUGCAGGCGCCGAGUGAGACGUGUGCGCUGGCGUCAGACGUGUUGGUGAAGACGGUGUAUUUCAUGAAGAAUCUGCCGGCGUUUCAGCAGCUGCCGCCCAAAGACCAGCUGAAGCUCCUCCAGAACUGCUGGGCGCCGCUCUUCAUCCUCGGCCUGGCGCAGGACAGGGUGCACUUCCAGGUGGACGAGAGCCCAGCUCCCAGCAUGCUGAAGCAGAUCCUGCUGAGCGGGCAGGAGAGCGCAGGUGCGGACCCCGAACAGCCCACUCUGGCUGGCGUGCAGACGCUCAAAUCCUGCAUCAACAAGUUCUGGAGUCUGGAUCUGAGCCCAAAGGAGUACGCCUACCUGAAGGGCACAGUCAUAUUCAAUCCAGACGUGCCGGGUCUGAAGGCGUCUCUGUUCGUGGAGGGUCUUCAAUAUGAGGCUCAGCAGGCCCUGAAAGAGGUUCUGGUUCCUCUUUAUCCGCAGGACGGAGGACGAUUCGCUCGAAUCCUGCUCACCGCGUCCACAUUAAAGAGCAUCACGCCAAGUUUGAUCACAGAGCUGUUCUUCCGGCCUGUCAUCGGUGACGCUCAGAUCCUGGAUCUGCUCACUGACAUGCUCUUCAGCCGAUAGGCAGAAAGUCGCACUACAAGGUUAUUAUAGUUUACCUUUUUUUAUUUUAAUUUUAAAUUAUUUUUUAGGGGUUUUCACCUUUUAUUGACAGGACAGUGGACCUCGAGCCAGGAACCGAACUCGGGUUGCCGCAAGCACCUGAGUGCUAUAUGUCAACGCACUAACCACUAGGCUAUUGGCGCCGACGUAGUUUACCUUUUUAAAAUUGGUUUUAUUAUUAUUGUUUUAAAGGACUCCUAUUUUACCCCUUGUACACGGUGUAAGAUCAGCCUUUUGUGCCUCCAGAGUGUGCCUGUAAAGUUUCAGCUAAUUUCAGCUUUGAUUUAGUGGCUAAUUCAUAAUAAUUCGUAUGAUCUGAUUCAUACAAUAUAGUAUGAUUUGCUGAUCACCCAAUGAUGGAUGGGUUUAGGGGUGGGGUUAGGUGCCACGCCUCCUUUUUAAAAUCCUACAUUUUUGUGACUCCUAUUCCUACGAAUUAGUCACUAAACUGACAAAACGUAAAAUACUUACGUUUUCUCGUGAGAUCAGGGUGAAAAUACCCAUCAGAUCAUUUAUUACACGAUGCAGAAUAUGUGUAUUUUGGGCUCAGAGUCUUUGUAGCUUGUGCCUUUAAAUGCAAAUGAGCAGGUUCUCCUCGCUAAUGAAAUUGCAAUUAACUUAAUUUACAUUUGAUGCAUCUCUGGUAAAUGGAUAUAUCUAUCCCAUGCUACGGUAUAUGCAAAUUUAACUAGCUUACAAUAACUAAAGCAUCAGAUACACUGCAUUUUAGUUACUUACUAUUAUUAUUUAAUGAAACGUAAGCUAUAAAUGCAUAAAAAUGCGUAAAAAUGUGACCAGAUAUAAACAGCCCCUUAAUGAUACCAAUAAAAUAAUAUUUUAAACAAACACUAAACACUAAACCUUAAUGUGUAAAAGUAAAAAGACAAACCUCUUUAUAUAAGAGAUGUUUAUAUGCAGGUAAACAUGCAUAUUCGCUGAUGUGUUUGGCGCCAUCUACUGCUGAUUCUCUAAACAGCAGCAGAUUUUGCGUCACAGAAUAAUGAGUGCUUAAUUCUGAAAAUGCUUAUUUAUUUGUGCUAAUUAUUGUUUUAUUUUAGUUGUUCAGUAGUUUUUCAUUUUUUGAGAAUUUCUACAUCUUUUUUUACCAAAUGUUUUGUUCUUUUUUUGCUCAGUUUCUUUUAGUUUUGGUUUACUACAAUAACCUUGCCGCGGACUCACAGAUGUCUUAAAUAUGGAGAUUUUUCUUCAGAAACACUGGAUAAACCCACACUACAUCAGGACUGAUCUGAACAGUUACAGACUCUUUAUUGUUUACACACGUUCAUGACAUUUCUGCAGCUUUGUAAUGCUGUUUAGGUCACAAAGAUGUGAUUUAUGUUUGAGUAUUGAUUGUUUCUUGCCCUUUGUUUGAUGUAAAGUUGUAAUUUUUUUUAUACUGGAUGUAAAAAUGCAAAGUAUUCCUUGAUAAAAGGCAGCAAACGGAGCUUGACCUAUCGUCUCUGUGAGAAAGCCAGAAUGUAUUUGAGGAAAAAAACAUUUGUGUUCAUAAAUAUGCUGCAAUAAAUUUAUUUUUACAGA